AUGAUGAGCGACUCGAAUAUAAUGCCGACUGCCAUUACGACGGACGAGGUCGCAUGCAUCGAUUGCCAACCUGAUCCGGCGCAUCCAUCCCCAGCUACCGCUACAGCGACCAUUACCACUAUUCCGACCGAAGAUAGUAGAGAGAAGGAGCAACACAUUGAAGAGGUGGAAGACUUGACGAAUCCGUCGACUUUUGUCCCGCCACUCAGCAGUGUAGAUGGCCUGCCUACGCCGUUGGUCGUGAUUGAAUACUGCCAGCGGUGCAAGUUCGGCCUGCGCGCAAACUGGUUCCAGCAAGAGCUGCUGUCCACGUUCGCUCCCUCUCCACCCAAUCUUGAAGCAACAGGUACCACAGCAAGCGUAGCGAGCGUCAUGCUCAUCCCCAAAGUCGACGACAUUUCGUCGGGCAGAUUCAGGAUCUACAUCGCCACAGCACAAACAGCGAAGGAAGCAAAGCAAGGAAAAGGAGGGCUGAAGCUGCUCUGGGAUCGAAAGGUCGAAUCUGGCUUCCCAGAGAUGCGCAUCCUCAAACAGAAGGUGAGGGACCUGAUCAAUCCGGAUUUUGGACUUGGUCACAGCGAUAAGAAGUAG
Messenger RNA from Sporisorium graminicola, 591 nucleotides. RefSeq lists its product as uncharacterized. Bases 1 to 591 code for a protein of 196 amino acids. The transcript is spliced from 2 exons. NCBI's taxonomy places the organism in Eukaryota, Fungi, Basidiomycota, Ustilaginomycetes, Ustilaginales, Ustilaginaceae. The record is from RefSeq and is a predicted model, not a curated record.